AUGAAAACCCUAACCGAAGAGAAAUUCUCGAAUUUCUACCAAAAAUGGAUGGCGGAGCUCGAAGAUCUCCUCCUCUCGUUGGCGAAGGAUCCGCCGCAGGGGCCCGCCUGCGCCGCCGCGAUCGGGAAACUCACUGCCCACCACAAGGAGUACUACAGAUUCAAAUGGGCCUCGGCCCAUGAAGACGUGCUGGCCUUCUUCUGCGGCCCAGUUUGGCUGAGCCCAUUAGAGACGGCCCAUCUCUGGCUCACCGGAUGGAAGCCUUCCGCGGCGUUCCGGCUGAUUCCGGCAGCCGGGUUGACGGCGGAGCAGGCGAGGAGGAUCGAGGUGCUGCGGGGGAGGAUGAGGGUGGAGGAGGGGAGGGUGGAGGGGGAGAUGGAGAGGCUGCAAGUGGCGGUGGCGGAUAGGAAGGCGGUGGAGGAGGUGAGGCGGGGAGGGGCGGAGGAGGCGGCGGUGGGGGGGUUUUUGGAGGGGUUGGAGAGGGUGAUGAAGAUGGCCGAUUGUGUGAGGCUGAAAACGUUGAAAGGGUUGUUGGAGAUUUUGAGCCCCAUGCAGAGUGUGGAGUUUUUGGCUACUAAUGCCUUGUUUCAAAUUAGGGUUAGGAAAUUGGGGAUGAUUGAGGGGAGUGGCUUGGUUUCUUGA
Messenger RNA from Salvia splendens (bonfire salvia), 642 nucleotides. Its product is annotated as protein DOG1-like 4. Gene Ontology annotation, biological process: DNA-templated transcription. Lineage: Eukaryota; Viridiplantae; Streptophyta; Magnoliopsida; Lamiales; Lamiaceae. Gene Ontology annotation, molecular function: sequence-specific DNA binding. The record is from RefSeq and is a predicted model, not a curated record. The coding region runs from base 1 to 642 and encodes 213 amino acids. The transcript has a single exon.